AUGGUCGCGGACUCUACCAAUAUGGCUACGCCCGACUAUGCGGAUACUCAGACAGGAGGAGGGAAGAGAAACGUCAAGACAACCGUCCUGUAUUUUAGCGGUGAUCCUAAAGUACAGUUAGAACCAACGGUUAUCGGAGGGCCCAAACCACCGAACUUGACACCCAAGAUCAGCUCUCCAGUUUCAAUAACAGAUGUCACUGGAGAGGAGAACAAAUACUCUCUUGAGGUUCAAGGGUUUCAGUUCAUCAAGCACAAGUCCCAGUUUGAGAAAGACCUUCCUGGACUCAAGAGCCGUUACAAAGCAUCAGAAAGCCUAGACGAUACCACAGCGGGUUACUAUUCAGAGAUGAAAGAGAUACUGGCAGAAACAUUGGCAAAGAACAAGAAUUAUCCGAAACCCUCCAGCAUACACAUAUUGACUCACAUCAUCCGGGCCGGGCCAAAGGAUGGCGAAGGCGACCGAGGCCCAGCGGGGCCUCUCUAUGGCGUCCAUGUAGAUCAAUCCGCCUGGGCUGCGGAAGGAGUGGCGGAAAGAUGGCUUGGAGACCAGGCAACGGAGCUCUUGAAAAAGCCGCGCUUUCAAAUCAUCAACAUGUGGCGACCUUGCAAGCCGAUUACCCGAGACCCAUUUGCUGUCUCAGACGCCACGUCGAUUCCGGACGAGCACAUUAUCAAGGUGCCACUCAUUUUCCCCGACCACACGGCUGAGGCGCUAGAAGUGAUUCCCGCUCCGGAUCCUCAGAAGCCGCAUCGUUACUACUACAAGUUCAAUCAGCAACCGGAUGACCUGUUGUUCUUCAUUCAGGUCGAUUCAAGCAAACAGCCGAACGUGCCAAGGCGUUGCCCUCACGUUGCGUUCAAGGAUCCGAACCUGGACGAGUCCAAGGGUGAACCGAGGAUUAGCAUUGAGACGAGAGCAAUGGUGUUCUAUGACCAAGAUGAAGCAUGA
Molecule: messenger RNA, 951 nt
Organism: Diaporthe amygdali
Lineage: Eukaryota; Fungi; Ascomycota; Sordariomycetes; Diaporthales; Diaporthaceae
Exons: 4
Coding region: 1-951 (316 amino acids)
Molecular function (GO): oxidoreductase activity
Source: RefSeq, a predicted model, not a curated record